GUCAUGCUGACUUGACGUUUCACAAGAUGUCAUCUAUCAAAAUGGCGUUGCUUUUGAUGUCGAUUUGAAGACGGAUGUUCGAUCAAAACAAAGCCAAGUGUAAUGACGACGAAUGUUUUUUUUGAGAGAAUUUUUCGAAGAGCUUUUGAAGUGAUGAAUAUUUGAUUCGCAAAAGAUGGCCUCCGUCAAAGUAGCCGUCAGGGUUAGGCCAUUUAACCAAAGGGAAAUGGACAUGGGGGCCCAGUUGAUAAUACAAAUGAAAGGAAAGACUACAGGAAUCCUCAAUUGCAAGGCUAAUGCAAGGGAUGAAAGUAUCAGGUACAAGGAGUUCACAUUUGAUUACUCUUAUUGGUCCCAUGAUGAAAAGUCUGAGAACUAUGCAUCCCAGGAAAGAGUGUACAAUGAUUUGGGAAAAGAAGUGGUUGACUGUGCCUUUGAAGGAUACAAUGCUUGUGUGUUUGCAUAUGGACAAACUGGUAGUGGCAAAACUUUCACUAUGAUGGGGGCUAUGGAUAAUCAAGGGCUGAUUCCAAGAAUAUGCAAAGCCCUUUUCGAUAGGAUGGCAGAUAAUUCGAAAAGAGGCACAACUCAUAGAGUACAAGUUAGCUAUUUAGAAAUUUACCAGGAACGAGUGGCUGACUUACUACGUGGUCGUGAUACAACCUCAUUAAAAGUUCGCGAGCACCCAAAGAAAGGGCCGUAUGUUCAGGGAUUGACCACGUGCCUGGUUGCUAACUACAGCCAUAUUCAAGAGUGCAUGGAGAGGGGAAAUGCGAAUAGAACGACUGCUGCGACAAAUAUGAAUGAUGUUAGUAGCAGAAGUCACGCUAUUUUUACAAUAACAUUUGUACAGGCUGGCUACUGCGAUGGAGUACCCAGUGAAACUGUCUCCAAGAUCCACUUAGUGGACUUGGCGGGCAGUGAAAGGGCAGACUCGACAGGGGCGACAGGUCAGAGAUUGAAAGAAGGUGCCCACAUAAACAAAUCGUUGGUAACAUUGGGCUCCGUAAUAUCGGCCUUAGCGGAGCUGUCCAGCGAACAGAAAGGCGAAAAGAGCGAAAAGAAAAACUUUUUUAUACCGUACAGAGACUCGGUGUUGACGUGGCUGCUCAAAGACAGUCUAGGUGGUAAUUCAAAAACUAUUAUGAUUGCUGCUAUCAGUCCGGCGGAUUGCAAUUAUGGAGAGACUUUGAGCACGUUGAGGUAUGCUAAUCGGGCUAAAAACAUAAUCAAUCAGCCUACAGUCAACGAGGAUCCAAACGUGAAAUUGAUCAGAGAACUCAGAGACGAGAUCAGCAAACUGAGAGCGCUGAUGUUCUGCGAGCAAAGGUCAGACAUGUUGGCGCAGUUACAUGAAAAAGAAGCUCGUGAAAAGGAACUAACGGAAGAAUGGGCAGGUAAAUGGCGAGAGGCUCAAGCUAUUUUAAGAGAGCAACGAGCUUUAGGAUUGAGAAAAGCAGGGCCUGGUGUAGUACUAGAUUCAGACAGACCACAUUUGGUCGCCAUAGACGACGAUCCUCUAUCUACAGGUGUUACUUUGUACCAUUUGAAGGAAGGUGAAACUACGAUAGGUACAGAAGAAGCCGAAACCAAGCAAGACAUAGAACUGAAAGGGGCGGGCAUGGAACCUAAGCAUUGCACCAUUACCUUCCAAAAUGGUGUAGCGACUUUGAUUCCACACCCGGGAGCUCAGGUGUUGCUGAACAACUGCGUUCUAGAAUCGCCUGCCCGGCUAUCGCAAGGGUGCAUAAUCUUUUUGGGAAAAGCGCAUGUUUUCAGGUUCAAUGAUCCAGCCGAAGCGGCAGAGCUAAGGAAAAGUGACAGGGCUCGUAAUUUGUCGCGUCUAAGCUUGCUGAGCUGGUCGACUCCAGAUCUGGCCAUUUCCAUGGAAAACUUGCAAUCAAAUGCGGACGAAGACAAAAUCGAUAUCGAGCUGCAGCGACAGAAUUUGGAAAAAGAAAAGGAAUUGUUCGAAAAGGAGCAGGAAGAAUUCGAGAAAAAGCAGGAAGCUUUCGAGCAGCGUCGGAAAACUUUGGAGAAAGCGCAAGCUUUGCUUGAAGUCGAGAAGAACGUAGUGAAAAAGGAACAUGCAGAGCAGACUCGUCAGUUGCAAGAAGACUGGCAAAAUCUGUCAGCUCAGCAGAGAAGAAAAGAGCAAGAGCUAGAACAGAGAGAACGAGAACUGAUUCUAAGGAGAGAAGAGCUAGAGAAAGAAAGGCAAAGGGUGUUAGGUGAAAUAGAUCUUGAAUAUGACACCAUUAAAAACCUUAAUGCUGGUGUCCUAUCAAAGUUUUCAAAAGCUUGCCAGUUGAUUACCUCCAAUAUCAAUGAAAUAACGUUUUCUUCUGCACAAGCUAAGAAGUUGUUUCAGGAUUUGGUAUCGAAAUCAGAGAAUGUAGCUUUAUCAGAACAUGAAAAUGAUAGUCUAAUAGAUAUUUUAAAUAAUGUACAAGGAUCUUCCAUUAUACAGGACUUAGUAGAAAAACAUAGGAAAGAAUUAGCUGAAUUGCAAGCAGAACUAAACAGAAGAGUACAAACUCUAUGCGAAAGACAGAGAAGUGUGGAGUUAUUAGAUAAAAAAAUUGUAGACUUAGUUGACGAGCAGAAGUCUAUGUGCCAACAGGAAAAUAAAGAGGAAGAAUUGGAAAAUUUGAAAGCAAAACUGUCCAAAAGAACAGUCGAGGAAUUGAGGAGGAUUGAAGAGAAGAAACAGGGCCUAACCCUGAACCUGAAAAGAAUAAACUCCGUCCAGAGUCCGGAUUCUUGCGAAGUGAACUACCCGAGUAGCGAUCCUCGUACAGGCACCCUGAGCAGCGAUACCUAUCACACGGCGCCCGAUAGUUGUUCGCCUGUUCCAAGCGGUGCUAAGUUGGACUAUAUUAUGAGCGAUAGCGGCGUGGAGUUGAGACCGUCCUCCAGGCCGCACGACGACAGUGAUUUGUCCAGUAACGAGGAUCGGGUUAUUGUUAGUGAUUCUCAGUCGACAAGUUCGAUAGAAAAUCGCUCUCCAGUAAGCAAAAAGAACAAGCGUAGAGAUACGGACUUGCUAAUACGACGAUUGGCACAAAGAAUAACGCAGCAAAAACAGCUUAUAGUCCGAAAUUUAGAUAAUCGGAUACCAAAGAAUCAACUGGACUCUCAAAUAGCUGUCUUGCAGGAGUUACAAAGACAAUACAUGUCUCUGAAAUACGGGUGUACCUCGUCGUUGUCUCCAGCCUCUGAACAUCCAUUGCAGGACAUAGAUAGCCCCAGUCCAAUAAGGCCUCUUCACACUGGCUCUACAUCAGCACUAUAUUCGCCACCUUUACAACUACAAAAUCAACGAUUAGCGUUGUACAAUCAAACUUUAUACAGAUCGAUGCCUUCCAUUACUACAGAUACAGACUGUGAUUCAAUAGUGUCAAUAACAAGCUACUGCAUACGAGGAGCGGGUAGCAAAACGCACUACGAAUACGAAGUCAGGCUUUGCACCUCAGAUGAUAGGUGGACUAUACUUAGGAGAUACAGUCGAUUUAGAGACCUUCAUCUCGCUAUGAAGGCGCGGUACAGAGACAAAGUGUCUUCCAUACCGUUUCCGUCGAAAACUCUGUUCGCGAACACGGAAGCGGUUAGCGCAGUCUCGCAAGAGACAGCUGGAACUGUACCUGCGCAGGCUGAUCGAAGCCUGCAAGAACCACCCGACUUGCCCGUUGGCCUACGGAGGGCCCAUCACGAAGGCCACCUUGAUUAGCUUCUCGCCCUUUUUCAGAAAGGGCGUUUUCGAAAACGGCAAGUACGGCACUUCAUGAUGCGGAUCACGCGUUAGGUAUUUAGGUUUGAUUAGGGAGGUCGAGAAUCGUAGGAGCUUUUCGAACGUUAAACGUUGCAUGGACCUUUUUUUCAACAGGAAAAUUCAUUUUUUGUGCAUUCUUUCUUCAAUCGUAAUUUGUAUGUGAUUAUUCCAGUUUUAUGCUUUUCUUGACAACUCGAUUUGCUUCAGGAAAAGCAAAGAUAAAAAGUGAUCAGAAUAAAAGCAACCACUCGCUUGAUCCUUCCAUAAAAGUGGAAUAUUCACAUACAGUUUUAGAGCUGAACUAUUUGUUCACAAGUUACGAUUGAUGAAAAACAUCACAAUAAAAUGCACAGAAAAUGCAUUUUUGACAAAAAAAUUGAUAACAUUGUUUUUUAACCUCGAUAUAAUCAAAUGAACAGGUAGUUGAAAAACGGGAUAUGCGACCUUAAUCAGGGUAGAACUAUAAUUUAAACACCAAACGACUUAAAAAAAUGGUAUUUUUGCUCUGGACAAAGGUUUUUCGGAUAAUUCUGAACAAAAAAGUUUAUUGCCUUAGAAUUAUUGUCUGACAAAAAUCUAAAAAUGUCCAUUUUCAAUGCUUAAAAACGUUCAUUUUUAAUGUUAUCAAGUGUUUAAGUCAAAGUUCAAUUCUGUUGUUUUAAUGUUCUAAAUAGCCAAUAGCUUUUUAAAGUUAAUAGUCCAGUCUUCAUCGUAUUAUUUUAAAUGUAUUGUUAUGCUAUUGCUUUGAUUAUUGCUUUUAAACGAAAUAUCGGUUGUUUAUAAUGAUAUUUGUGUAUAAACAUUAAAAUUGCAUAUUAUAUACAAAUAUCACAAUUGCAAUUGUAUUAGAUUAUAUAGAAACUCUAAUAGCAAAAUGGAUUUAAAAAAUAUACAAAAUAAUUCUAACAAAAAAACUAUCUCUAAGUCUAAUGCUUGUGAGAAAUAUCGAUUUUUCACCAUAAAGUACAACUUUUUUAUCAGUCGGACUUGAUGUUAUAUCUAGUAUUAUAACAAUUAAAAAUUUUAGGCAAUUGAAUUUAAUCGGUGAGAAUAUGGAGGAACAUUAAAUGGUGUAUAGUAAUAAUUCGGAUAUGUUCACAAACCACGGAGCGGUCGUUUAAAAUUUUCGUCGAUUUUCACCUCACGAAGGCAUAUUUUUCGUAAUGAAAACUUCCAAUUUUAGCUUGUAAAGAAUCUAGGCUCAAAUGUCUACUGAAAAUCCAAAACGGCAUUAACUUUCCUGAACUAAUUUUAAGACUGAACUAUUUAAAGGUGACUUUAUUUUUAGAUCCGCUAAUCAAAUUAGUAUUAUUUCACCAGGAAAAUAAGUCUAUAAGCUUGGUUAUACAGCUUUAAAGCGAUUAGUUUGUAGACAGUUUAUUAUUUUAACAUUAACAAUUUGAAAUGAAAAACAAAGUUUUUCUAUAACGAUGAAGUUAGUCGUAUUUUAUAUCAAACUCAAAUAGCUUCAAAACGAUUGAAGAUAGUUAUAAACUUUAUUAUAAAAGUUACUAAAAACUCCAUGGAAAAUAAAAAAAAAUGGGGGGUUUCCAUUUCAAAAUCUAAAGCGUAACGCAAUAUCUUAUUUUUUGAUCACCCUGUAUUGUAUGUCCGUCUAGAAAUCAAAAUUGCGAGCGUUUUCCCCAAAAUAUACCAGGAGAGCCUCAAAUGGGGCUGCGACCUUUUCGUUGGGUCACCCUGUAUAAGUUUUGACUAGACUAGUAUUUGUUAAGAAUACUUAAUUCUACCAGUGUUUGAUAUAUUAUUUAAUUUAGUGUUUCCGUGAAUCUCAAGUUUUUUAAACAUUUGUUACCUUGCUUCCUGUUUCUUUAGAUGUUGUAAAUAUCUCUGUGCAAUCUUUUCAUGUUCAUUGAAAUGUGUAUGUGAUAAAAUCAAAAAUCGUUUGUAAAGUGUGAUAUGUAAUUUUGAAAAAAUAUUGAACGUAGCUUAAGUGGAAUAUAUUGAAUAAGCGGUGGAAGACGUUAAAUUGUCGGUUACAAUUAGAAAAUAAAAUUGUUAUAUUUUUGUUAAUCGAGCGACUAGUAAUGUGAAUUUAAUUAUUUUAUAAUAAAGAACUUGUUGAACUUUA
Acanthoscelides obtectus is the source of this 5861-nucleotide messenger RNA. The record is from the annotation of a GenBank genome assembly. Lineage: Eukaryota; Metazoa; Arthropoda; Insecta; Coleoptera; Chrysomelidae.